ACACUUCCUGUUGGCCAGGUUUUGAUUGUUUACUAUGGAGGUGACAGAUAACAACUUUCAAGAUGUACUGCCAACGUUCAAGAAAUGUUUGGGAAAAUGCGAUUUUUUGUCUGUUGACCUAGAAUUUUCUGGCUUAAAAAGUUAUCAAACCGGCCAAGAUUUUUUUGAUUCUCCUCAAAAAUACUAUGGAAAGCUCAGAGAAUCCGCCAGCAGAUAUAUACCUAUGCAAUUUGGCAUAUGCACAUUUAAAUGGGACAAAUACAAAGAAUCCUAUGAAUGUAAUAUUUUCAACUUUUUUAUUUUACCGCGUGAUGCUCGGUCUAGCCGACAUAUUGCCUCUCAGGAGAUUGGUUGUUUUUUAUUUCUCCGAAAGCAUCAGUUUGACUUCAAUAAAUGGUUAGACAAGGGUAUUUCUUGGCUUUCCCACGCAGAUUUUGAGUCGAUCUUACCCGGAGUUACAUAUAAGAAGAAUGACAGGAACGGCGAAAAAAAUGUCAAUCUCAAGCCGGGAGAUAAGGAAUGGCUCGAUACUAUUUACUCGAAAAUUGAUCGAUGGCUCGAGAUGACCGAGUCGACACGCCCUCGCUGUCCAUUGGUUCUCACACAAAACAUCGUACCGGACUCUUACAAGAGCUUCCUUAUUUAUCAGAACGUUCGAAAAAAGUAUCCCAAUUUAGAGGUGAAGCCUCUUUAUCUUAAGUCGCAGAAUGGCUCAAAGUGCAUCGAGAUACAGGAAUCGGCUGACAUACAGGCUACAGCCAGAUAUAUUGAUGAUUCUACAGUAGCCGACUAUAUCGGCUCUGUCGACAGAAAGUGUCCAGAUCCUAUUGAAAAACUAGAACAAGAAAUCGGUUUUCGACAUGUUAUAGACUUGAUGGUCGAUAGCAAAAAACCUAUUGUUGGUCACAAUAUGUUCCUGGAUAUAGCACAUAUUUAUCAUAGCUUUUUUGAGCCUCUACCUGAAGAUCCAGAUGAAUUUGCACAUAGUUUUCAUGAAAAAUUUCCAGCUGUGCUGGAUCUGAAAGUUCUGUCGAACUAUCACCCUUAUUUUUGUGUAAAUCCUGCUCCAAACACCCAGUUAAGCUGUCUCUACGAAGAAGCUCUCAGGGCAAUACCAGAGGCACUUCGCCCUCAAUUCUUUUCGAGCUAUAAUACGCAGAACGCCUAUAUAGAUUUUCUGCAGGCCAAGGGUAACAACGGUGCUCAGGUAACAAAUGAUCAAAGCGUUCAGGAAAAUGAAGAUCAGAAAGCACUAAACUAUCACGAGGCCGCAUUUGACGCGUUUAUAACAGGAGUUACUUACUUGUAUCUGUCUACUAUGAUUUCACGAAACCUUUCUUUCCAAACCGAGAAACUCGACAAUCCUGAUGAUAUGAAGAACGUGGUCGAUUGCCCUGUUCUGAAAAGUGAUAUCGACGAAGCUUCUAAAUCCAACGAAAAGACUAAGCUAAAUAUCUAUUUUCCUUCAGCGAACGAAGGCCCCGAUUCUUUCUCUUCCACUACAUCCGCCAAACUCGUACAUGGUAGCAACUUGGAACACCCUAUCUUGCCCACACAUCCUAUUUUUCGUUCCAUUUUGAACUCAAUUUACCUCUACUUUGCCUGUGCUGUGUUCAACCUCGAUCGUCCGCACACCUUGUUCGACAAAAAGAACAUUUUCAAAAUUUCAGGACUGAACAACGCAAUCAAAACGCCUCACAUUUUGUCCCAAUUUAAAGAAUUUGGCCAUUGCCGUGUUCAUUGGAUAAACAACGACAGUGUCUACGUGGAAUUUUUUGCGGAUCUCUCAAGCAAAGAUCGGAAAAACAUCAUCAAGGCAAGCAAAUGGAAGAUUCAAAAUUGCUAUGACUCGGAGCAGGAGGAACUGAGAGGUGAAAUGGAAGAGAUGCAAAAACAAAAAAAAGUGUCUCGAAAGAGACCGUUAGAGACAGUAUCAGACUUAUAUGAUGCAGAGGAUAGAAAAGAGCAUCGAAAGAUGUUUAAAAAAAAGUCAGCGUUUCCAGAAUGCAUUCUUAUAUAGUCGCUUUUUUGAUCGAAAAAGCACAAUUAUUUGAAGCAGUAAAUUUGUGUAACAUUAAAAGACGGCUGUGCAUGAGAUAAAAGGUCAUAAUUAAUGUGACCCUGUUGGGGCGGAAUUACGCAUAUUUUGUAUUGGAAGGGGUGCUUUUGUUUAGGCAGAGGGCGUCUGCCUUUGUAUAUACCGUGCUAUUUUUUGAGCUUUUUACUCACUUCGACGUUAGUUGGUCGCGAAUAGCUGGCGACUCUUUUGGGGUUUUCCGCUGCUUGCAUUAGGUGGAUGACUUUUUUGAAUGGUUUUCCCAGCAUCCACCUUUGUUGGCAUUCGCAUGGCCAGAGGUUCAGUAUAGAGUCAGUAGCUAGUGAACUUUCUUCUUGAGCGUUAUAGACAAGGUCAUCGAUUUUGAUGGUUGAAUUUGGGCACAUGGUUUUUCUGUUCAUCGAAAGAGGGUCUAGACUAGGUGGUAUUUUGAAUAGCCAGAGUUCUAUAUUGUCUUGAUUGAUGUCUUGGUAGUCAACCCUGGAUUUAAAAUUUUCUAUGACGGUCAUACUGGACGAAUGGUGGUUGAGAAAGUUGUCAGCUUCUCGGAGGCACGUGAGGGAAGAAUUUGGAAGUUGACGUACUUGAUUUGGUUGGGGAGUUUGCGGUCCGGUACGCGUUCGUCAUUUUCCUCACUCGAAAUGUCAAGUGGCGCUACGUCGACAUCUUCAUCGCCUUCGUAUUGUGCAGGUGACAUGGGAGCGGAGUUGCGAUGCGAUAAGGGGGCGUGUGAGAGUUACGCCGUUUUGAUUGCAGGGAUGAUCAGUGCGGGAGAUUUUGGCAAAGAUUAUUGAUAGCUGCGUGUGAAAGAGCUCGAAAAAAAACGUAAACAAAGGAAUAUCUGAUACAGUGAGGUUUUAAAGUUGCAAGGAUGAUACUGCUGAGUUACGCUUAUUCAGAGUCUUACGACGUAUAGUAGUCGACGGAGAGUUAAUAAUUUACCGAGUUUUUUAAUAGGAUGUUUAUUUUUUUUUAAGCAUUCAGAAGGAACGAUGUGUGUGAAAAGUUAGGAGGUUACUUUUUUGGCGGACUUAGCAGCGAUAGCCUUGAGUCUUUGUUGUUUGGCCUUGCGUUGCAUAGUCUUUUUGCUUAGUUUCAUACCGCCGGGGGUGUGCAUGAUCUUUUCAUACAUGUCGUUAUAUUUUUCUUUGGCUAUUUGGACCAGAUUGGAGAAGUCUGCUUUGUCUUGAGGACGAACUUCGACGAAUGCAAGAACAGCAGCUUUUUUCUUUUUUACUACGCGUCCAAGUCUUGCUUUAUCUUUAGUGAUAAUAUAGGGGAUACCUUUUUUUUUGCAUAGAGUGGGGAGCCAAAGGACGAUUUCGAUAGGAGAGACGUCAUUGGCGAUGACGACCAAUUUGGCCUGUUUCCGUUCGAUGAGUUUGGUGACCAAUCGGAUCCCGCACUUGACGGUAUAUGGGCGCUUGGUGUUAGACAGUUGACCGGUUUUGUCCAUCGCAGCUUUCAGAAGUCGAGCGCGCUUCGCCUGAGGGGUUUCGUGGCCGUGGUGGUCCAAAACGCGAAAAAGAGUCACGGCGGCGCUCUUUGGAAGAGUUUGGGUGAAUUGGUUGAUGGCGGGCGGCACCUUCAUACGCUUCAUCAGAAUAUUGCGCUGGCGCUGAAUACGGAUGUAUCGCGGCCAUCUCACGAAAUGUGUCAAGUCACGUUGUCUAGGUACGCGAAUGCCGACUGUGGAGACCUUUUUUGGACGGUAAAAAAGUGUAUCGCUGAAAUUGACUUGGGAUUUUUUGCCA
This is a messenger RNA of Schistocerca gregaria, 3810 nucleotides long. Its product is annotated as poly(A)-specific ribonuclease PARN-like. Gene Ontology annotation, molecular function: RNA binding; 3'-5'-RNA exonuclease activity. Gene Ontology annotation, cellular component: cytoplasm. Lineage: Eukaryota; Metazoa; Arthropoda; Insecta; Orthoptera; Acrididae. The transcript has 3 exons. The record is from RefSeq and is a predicted model, not a curated record. The coding region runs from base 35 to 2020 and encodes 661 amino acids.